AUGCUACAGCAAAUACACACAGCAGCAGCAGCAGCAGCAGCAGCUGUUGUACAAAUGCUGCAGCAGCCUGUCUUUGCAACACCUCCAGCAUCAUCAUCAUCAUCAGCAGCAGCAGCUGCUGCUACUGCUGCUGCUGCUGCUGCAGCUAAGGGCGUCUGUCAUCGCGGUUGUACGGGCAACUUGCAGCAGCAGCAGCCGGCGGAAGGCAGCAGCUGGUCUUUGCCCCGUUCGCUGCAGCACCAGCUGCUUGAGCUGGCGCUGCAGCACCAGCAGCAGCGGCUUCUGCUGCAGCAGCAGCAGGAGAUCCGCUGGAGCGGUGUAAUAUCUGAGUUGCGUAGUAGAAGAUGGAGAACCAGUUCUUUUGCAGCACCAGCAGCAGAAGCACCAGCAGAACCAGCAGAAGCACCAGCAGAACCAGCAGAAGCAACAGAAGCAGCAGCAGCACCAGUAGAACAACCACCACCACCAGAAGGAGCAGCAGAAGCAUCACAAGCAGAAGCAGAAAAGGCUGCAGCAGCAGCAGCAGAAGCAGUAAAAGCACAAGCAGCAGAAGCCGCCGCAGCAGCAGCAGAAGCAGCAGUAGCAGCAGUAGAAGCAGAGGCAGCAGCAGUGCCACGAGAACCCCUAGGUUCCUCUCGUUUGCUGCAUGUGCGUUUAUUAACAUUAAAUUUGCAUGCAAUGGUAAAGUUUUAUACAGAACUGCUAGGCAUGCAGGUUGUGGGGCGAUGGAAGCCUGCAUCAACAGAUGCAGCAGAUGCACCAGAUGCACCAGCAACAACACCAACAGCAGCAGCAGCGGCAGCAGAUAAAGGGCUACAAGAAGAUGCCCCCUUCCUAUGGGAGCCAAUAAAAGGAAAUAUUCUCCUUAGAAGCAAAGAGACAAUCCCUGUAGAGGAGGUUGUGCUGCUUGCAUACGCCCCUCCAGCAGCGGAAGAAGGAGGAGAAGGAGCAGGAGGAGCAGCAAUCGCAGCAGCAGGAAACUGUUGGGGGUUUAAAUUGGAGUUAGUAUACAGCAGCAAAUGGGCGCAGCAGCAAAAAGAAAAAGAAGAAGCAACAAGUGCAGCAAUUAAGGCAGAAGAGAAAAGUCUCAUGGCUGCUGUAGAGGCAUUUAGGCUACAUGAGGAGCAGGCGCUGCUGCAGCGCAAAACUGGCAGCAGCAGCAGCAACAGAAUCACCAGCAGCAGCAGCACAUUGCUGCCUAGUCUCUCCCGCAUGCGUACAUAUGAGAAAAGAAGAGGAAGGCAUGAUAGAGGAUACCAUGGCUUCUUUGGCUUCUCCUUCUUGCUGCCGUCGCUGCAGCAUCUACAGCAGCGGCGGGUGCAGCAAACUGGCGGUUUGCUGCUGCACUGCCCUGCUAAGAGAAGACAAUUACCCUCUAUGGUCCCUGAUCAAGAUGCGCGUCAAGAGCUGUGGGGUCAGAGUUGUUUCUUAUUAGACCCUGACGGCAAUGGUGUAGAGGUGCAGCAGCUGACUCGCAGCAGCAGCAGCAGCAACAUGUAUUUAAAUGCGAGUGCAAGGAAACAAGAAGCAGCACUUAAUACAUGGCAAACCUAUAUGGUUGAACAAGAAGCGGAUAUUAUGCUGCAGCAGGAAAAGCAGCAGCUGCAGCAGCAGAUACGAGAUAUCGACGAACAACUGAAACAAAAGCAGCAACAGGAGGAGCAACAGCAACCACAGCAGCAAGAACAGCAGCAACAGCAGCAUCAGCAGCAACAGCAGGAACAAGACCAGGAGCAAGGCCACGACGGAGCGCUGCAGGACCAGCAGCAGGAGCAGCGGGAGCAACAGACGCAACAGCAGCAACAGCAGGAGAUUGAAAGACUACAAGAAGAAAAAGAAAAACUACAAAAGCAAUUGGAUGAAUGCAAUGCGAAGCAGAAAAUCAUUGAUGCUCUAGAAGAGCAGCAGCAGCAGCAGCAGCGGGAAAGAGAGAAAGCAGCAGCAGGUGCUGCACUGCAGCACAAAGGGCCUUUGUCUCCUCGAUUGCAAAAGGUUCGGCUGUACACGGAGUCGCAACUUGCUGCUGAUCGCUUCUUUGGGACUUUGCUUCAGAUGAAGCUGCUCCGUUAUAAGAGUCACUUGCUAGAGCGAAUAUUCCCCUGGACUCGUUUUGCUGCAACAAGCCGCACGUAUGCAUGCGAAGCAGCAGCACUGCAUGCACGAGCAGCAGCCAAGGAGGGUGCAACAGCAGCAGCAGCAACAACCGCUGCCGCUGCUGCUACUGCAGAAGCAGAAGCAGAAGCAGGAGGUGGAGAUAUCUCUGUAGGCAACACCGCUAUACCUACUGAAUGGGAAGGUCCUGCUGCUGCUAACCCUGCAGCAGCAGCAGCAGAAGUAUUUAAAACAGAAGCAGCAGAAAGAAUAUUACCACAAAUACAAGUUGCUUAUGCAUAUGACGAAGAUAAAGUAUCUGUACACCCGGGUUUCCUGCACAUUGCAAUAGCUGUGGAGGACAUAAGUGCAGCAGCAGCGCACAUUGAAUCAAGGGACAAGGAGGCAGCAGCAGAAGCAGCAGCCGAAGCAGCAGCAGCAGAAGCAGCGGCAAAAGCAAGUUGUAGAGCAAGGACAUACAACAUGACAGGAAAUGAGGAAGAAAAACCCUCAGCAGCAACAGAGAUUAUAGGCGAUGCAGAGGAGGUUUAUAGACCUACGAUCAUCACCAGCAAAACACUCAAUGAGUGUUUAUUUCUUAAUGAGGCACAGGCUAAUACAAUCCGGCGGGCGGAGACAGAGAAUUACGCAAUCCAACAUGACGGAGUUUGA
Eimeria maxima is the source of this 2763-nucleotide messenger RNA. RefSeq names its product glyoxalase, putative. NCBI's taxonomy places the organism in Eukaryota, Apicomplexa, Conoidasida, Eucoccidiorida, Eimeriidae. Bases 1 to 2763 code for a protein of 920 amino acids. The transcript is spliced from 8 exons. The record is from RefSeq and is a predicted model, not a curated record.